AAUAUAAAAGUCCCAUCUUCCGGAAUCCACAGCUUUAUUACCAGAAAAAUUAACCAACUUAUUCAAUCGAAAACGGGUUAAUUUUUCUUCAGUGAUCCAUUUCGAAAUUUCAUUUUGAUUUUGGAGGAAUUGUUUGUGAGUUAGGGUUUGUUUGAUUUUGGGGUUUUUCAUUCAUUUAUUGUUUGUAAGAUUUGAUCAUAGAUAUUUGCUCCCAAAUCGGUACAUUGUUUUUUGUUAAAGAGACCGUGGAGAGCUAUGACGUCACAUUUCGAACGAUGGGAGAAAGAUCCAUUCUUUCCUGCUGCCGAAGAAGUUCAGGAAUCUGCCGACAGGAUGGAAUCAACAUACAGAACAUUGCUUCACGCAUUGAAAGAACCUUCUGCGUGGAAGACAGAAGAACUUCGAAGGGAUUUACGUACUGCCCUUGGCACUGCAAAAUGGCAGUUGGAAGAAUUUGAAAGGGCUGUUGACCUAAGUUACGGCAAGUCUUUUAGCGACAAUGCCAAAACCAGACAUGGUGAAUUUAUUAGUGCAAUGGAGAGCCAGAUUUCGAAAGUUGAAAGAUGUUUGGAUGAAUCAGCUGUUGCCACAGGAAAGCCUCCUCGUCCUUGGGUACGCCUCAAUGAAGGAGAAAGCAAGGAACUUGCUUUAUUUCUUUCAGGAUCAGCUUCGUAUGGUAAUGAAAAACUUGCAGAAGUUAGCUUCAAUGAUGACCAAAGACAGAAACAGGAAGUACUUGAGCAAUCGACGCCUGAAUGCUCCAAGAAUCUCUCUCAUCCGGUAGGGAGGGGUUCAGUGGAUAGUCAUGCGAACAAGUUUUCUGGGCACAGAAGGACAGCAAGUGCUGGUGCUGACCUUGGUGCCUUGAAGAUUGUGAUUGCUGAUGAUGUUUCUCUUCACGGUGUUGAUGGAAAAACAGAGCAACCCCCUCGGAAGAUACCCAGCUUCUCUGGGUUUUUGAAUACCCUGGAAUCUGCAUCAAAACUAAAGUGGUCUAAGAAUGGUUACAGGAAAUUGAAGCUUAUAGAUCACCGUCAUGAAGCUGACAUUAAAUUGCCUGAGACUCAGACUGGGAGCAGAGGCACUAAUGCAUGCUAUGAAAGGAGUAAGAGUUGUCUUGAGAGUGGUGAUGACUGUUACCGCAAGCAACUAUAUGGGUGGUACGGUGCUAUUCAGAGACAGUUUCAAAGGUCACAAUACUAUGUGCAGUAUAAUCGGCCAACUCAAAUGGUACUGUGGGCACUUGUCCUGAUUUUCUUGUUUGCAUUAGUUACAGUGCAUGUCAUCUGAAGCAGAAGCAGAAGCAGAAGAGGUAUGGUCUUAAUAGGCAAGAAACAAAAGGGUGUUUUUAAGCACAAUGGGUCUGUAUAAUCAAUCAAUCAUUUAGUUUGUCAUAACAUAUGUCUGUCUAGUUUUGAUGAGGUAGGUUACAUUACAUAAGAAGCAAUUAUGGAUUUGUACAGACGACAUUUGUAUUUUUCAUGUACACGUAAAUU
Cynara cardunculus var. scolymus (artichoke) is the source of this 1496-nucleotide messenger RNA. RefSeq lists its product as uncharacterized. Gene Ontology annotation, biological process: Golgi vesicle transport. NCBI's taxonomy places the organism in Eukaryota, Viridiplantae, Streptophyta, Magnoliopsida, Asterales, Asteraceae. The record is from RefSeq and is a predicted model, not a curated record. The transcript has 5 exons. Gene Ontology annotation, cellular component: membrane. Bases 256 to 1290 code for a protein of 344 amino acids.